Messenger RNA from Baudoinia panamericana UAMH 10762, 1556 nucleotides. RefSeq lists its product as uncharacterized. The transcript has a single exon. Bases 98 to 1264 code for a protein of 388 amino acids. Lineage: Eukaryota; Fungi; Ascomycota; Dothideomycetes; Mycosphaerellales; Teratosphaeriaceae. The record is from RefSeq and is a predicted model, not a curated record. Gene Ontology annotation, molecular function: hydrolase activity.
AUCUUUACUAUUUCGUUCUAUAUCAGCACAUCAGGAAUCUGUCGGACCUAUCAAUCGUGCUUGUGUCGAAGACGCUCCAUAAUACUCUGUCCGUGCCAUGGCGGAGACCAAUGGCCACACUCCCUCACCUCUCCCUAUACCUGAAGGCAUAACCGAAGACUAUGUUGACUGCACCUCCUCUUGUGGCCUUAACUACCACAUCCUGAAAGCCGGCCAACCCGGCCAACCUCUCGUACUCUUCUGUCAUGGCUACCCAGAACUCGCCUUCUCAUGGCGCAAGAUCAUGCCAUCCAUCGCCGCCCAGGGGUACUACUGCGUGGCCAUGGAUCAACGCGGCUACGGCCGGACAACAGGCUGGGACGAGGCUUCCUACGGCGAGGUCGAUCUAACCCAAUAUACAAUGACCAACCUUGUGCGGGACCUCGUCUGCCUCGUCUACGCACUAGGUUACCAAGAAGUACACUGCAUUAUCGGCCACGACUUCGGCGCCGUAUCGUCCGCCAUGGCCGCCCUCAUCCGCCCAGACAUCUUCCAAUCAACCAUCCAAAUGAGCCACCCACAUCACGCGCCUCCCAGCCCACCCUUUGGAGACGAACCUCAAAAGCAGAAGCUUGACGUCCAAGCCGAGCUAGCCAAACUGGAGCCACCGCGGAAACACUACAAAUGGUACAACUCCACCCCCACUGCCGCGCACGACUGGGACAACCCACCUCAAGGUCUGGAAGCCUACCUGCGCGGCUACUUCCAUCUCAAGUCCGCCGACUGGGCCACCAACGCGCCACACCCACUCACAGAAUGGAGCGCAAAACAGCUAGCUGUGAUGCCGGAGUACUACGUCAUGCGGAAGGACCACAGCAUGCCUGAAUCCGUGGCUUCAAACAUGCAAGGCGAAGACGCCAGUGCAACACAACCCUGGCUUUCCCCGUCCGACCUGCAAGUCUACGUCCGCGAAUGGCAGCGAACAGGCUUCCAAGGGGCGCUGAACUGGUAUCGCGCGCAAACCGCUUCGACGCCGCAGAGUGCGAAGGACAUGUUUCUCUUCGCUGGGAGGCGGAUAGAGGUACCGUGCUGUUUCGUCAGUGGGAAGCAAGACUGGGGUAAUUAUCAGCAGCCUGCCGCUUUUGAAAGUUACGAAGACGACAAGGUGGUGCGUAAAGGCUGUUUCAAAGGCGCGAGACUGAUCGACCAUGCAGGGCAUUGGGUGCAGCAAGAGCAGCCAGAGAAGGUCAUUGAUGAGGUCAAGAAGUUCUUGAGCGGGCUUUGAAAGCUCACGUCGCAUUCGAUCAAUCUACAUACAAGAAGUUUAACCAGGCUCUCGAAAGCUGAAUCAUGCCCAUGUUUCCCAGUCAUCACUGUCUAGCAUGCACCCAUCAUAUCCUCACAGAUUCUUGAUCGCAUUCAGGUAUGUAUUUCCACUCGUCGUCAGUGCGCCGUUGCUGUCCGUCAACGGCCAGACGUUCCCAAGCCCAUUCCCAUUGCUCGGUCCAUACGCCACGACAUCAUCAUUCCCUUCGAAGUAGCUCACCACGUCGUUGAUGUAGUUGUUGAUCUGCGUC